Messenger RNA from Colletotrichum phormii, 1110 nucleotides. RefSeq names its product SWIRM domain-containing protein. The coding region runs from base 1 to 1110 and encodes 369 amino acids. Lineage: Eukaryota; Fungi; Ascomycota; Sordariomycetes; Glomerellales; Glomerellaceae. Gene Ontology annotation, biological process: chromatin remodeling; regulation of transcription by RNA polymerase II. The record is from RefSeq and is a predicted model, not a curated record. Gene Ontology annotation, cellular component: Rpd3L-Expanded complex; nucleus. Gene Ontology annotation, molecular function: transcription coactivator activity; protein binding; chromatin binding. The transcript has a single exon.
AUGGCUCGCGAGCCGAAGAGGACUUUCGACAUCAGCAAUCUAAUGUCUCCUCCAGAGCCGAUUCCCUACGACAGCUUCAGCCAAGGUCAACAAAUCAAGACACAGAUUGUAUCGGGUGCUUCUCAAGCCAACGAAUCGACCAAGCCCCACAUGCCCAUGUCGCCUCCAGUCUCGCCUUACAUCACAGAGUCCAGCAACGUGAUCAUUCCUGGAACACCUGCAAAGGAUCCGAUCUUGUACCCUCGUGAGGAGGCGGCUUCGAGUCCGACACAGCCACCUCUAUUUCCCAGCACCGAAUCCAUCGAACACAGGCGCAUUGUCGACGAGCACAUUGUCACGCGGCCUCCUGGCCUGUUCCGCGAGGGCUCGCCUCCUCUCAGAGAAGAUUACGAAUUAGCUCUACAACUCAAGUCGCAGGUCAUGAGACUCUUUGCGAAUAAGAGGAAGUCUUGGUACGAGAAGGAGAGGGACCAGGUCAGAGCCGAUCGGAAGCUGAACCACGCCCGGUGGAACAGCGUCGUGCGAUAUCAGAACAUCGCCCCAGCCAAGUCCGCACCCGUCAAGGCCUCCAACAAACCAGCAGUCAGCAAGCCUAGGAUUCCCUCAUCUUCAAAUCCAAAGCCUGAACGUGUUGGCAAGCCCCAGGCUCCCCGGCCCAUCCGCAACAGUCCUCCUACUCGCCAUGCUCGCCGUGUGAGCUCGACUCCAGACCCUACUCGUCGUGUCGUGGCACCAAACAGAGAGGACCGCGACUUUGCUGCUCUUCCUGACUACUGCCCUCCGACCUCCUCGCUGCCAGACAAGCCCAACUGCUUGAAGGUAGACUGGAAGGGUGCUCCCAUCGAUCUCAGCGACGACCCUAACGUCCACUUGCUUCACCCUGACGAGGUUAACCUUGCCGCCAACCUUCGUCUAGACUGCGCCACUUAUCUUACAAGCAAGCGACGCAUUUUCGUCCGCCGGGUCGAGUGUGCAAAGGUUAGCAAGGAGUUCCGCAAGACGGACGCUCAGCAGGCCUGUAAGAUUGAUGUCAACAAAGCCUCCAAGCUCUGGACAGCUUUCGACAAGGUCGGCUGGCUAGACCUCAAGUGGACGGCCAAAUUUCUCUGA